AUGCAAAAUGAUACUGUUCUGAUAGACCAAUUGGAAGAUCAGCUCAUUGACCAUCCCGACGCGAAAACACGCAUACAAUUAAAUGCAGAAACCCUUGAUGAAGCGUUUCAAAAGAAACUCAAUGCUCGUGCUGAACAAAUUGCGAAUCAGAAUGCUAUAUUUCACGAUGCUGAAGAUGGCACAGAUGAGAUGGAGAGUAGCAAUGGAAGAAGAGAGCCUCCAGUUACGAUCAAAAACAAUUUGCCCUAUAAAAAUGUUGAAGUAGAAACUUUUGAAACCCAGGUAUCUGAGUGGUUUGUGUCUCAUGACUACGAAAUAUUGCAGCUAAAACUGUUGAAAAGAGAUAAACUGACAAAUCAAGAAGUCCAGAAGCUCAUUGAGGAACUUGGUAAUGAUAUAAAGGACGAAUCAGCCAUUGGAAAUGUGGAAAUUUGGAGAACACUUUUGUAUUUCGCUUUAGGUGAAUACCACGAGUGCACUUCCGUCUCCCAACAAACUGAAUCCAUGAAGAAAAAUCUUCGAAGCUUGCACGAUCUCGGUAUUUCAGAGUUUAUUGCGGUAUUUGUCAAGAGAUUGACCGGUAACAAUGAAGUUGAUGAUCUUACAUUAUUCAUGGUGAUUACAAUACAUUACCUUCUCAUAAUAACGAGUUUGCAUUCUGAAACCAAAUACACAAGAGAAAUGUCUACGAUCAUGCACAAACAUGGCAUUUUGUCCCAUUUGUUUUCCUUCGUUUCCCAACAAGCUAAAAGUCAGCAUCGUACGAGAAACUAUUUGAAAAUCAUCAAACAUCUAAUGCUCCUCCAAUUCGGUACCCAGUCUCACCUAGCCUCAACAAUGUCAUUUUUAAACAAUUUGCAUGGAAUUGAGGUUGAUACAGACUCCAAAUCACUCACUUGCUCGCCUUUGCAGUACUUUACAAUACGAGAGAAUUUGAUGGACAAAUAUCCACUGUAUCCCUUGCUGCAAACGGGCAAAUCACCAAAAGUGGAAAACCAUUACGGCUUCUUCAUGGCCGCUAAUACCUUCUCCAACUCCUUAUCUAACCUCUUGGAGAACCCACGUCCUAAUAGAGCCCAUACGGCACAGACCCAGCUUCCUGCCCAAACCGUGCACAUUGCAACUCCAACACCAACUCCCCCAUCUGUUGCCUCAGAAUUCAUGUCGGGUGGAGAAAAGAUCAGAAAACUGUACCAAAUAAACCAAGGAAUGCCAUUUAUCUAUCCAACAGAUGGCCUUACCGCUAUUCCAAAAGCAGUGGAUGAAGCAUAUAACAUCUUCAGUAGUGCUGUCAAGGAGGACUUGGUUAGCCAGCAAUUUUGGGACGAAAGGCAACGGUUUAUGAAGCAAGAACGAGGAUUUGCGGAAGAGUCGAACAAUACAACAGACGACAAAUAUCGGUACUCUCCUUCUCUUUUGGAGAAGUACCAAGAAAAUACCGAAGAAAUUAACUCGUUGUUACGCAUCGAAGACUUUUAUGAAAAGAAUCUAGCAGACUUUUAUGAUUUCAUUCUGCUUUUAGUGGAGAUUAUAAACGUGAGCAAAAUAGACUACCCAUUGACUUAUGCCGAGUUCGAGCUCAACAGGGCCAUCGCUGGAGAAGCACACUACGACGAUAUCCUGCCGGAAAAGUUGAGACUCUACAUCCAGAAAGAGGCGGAAAUCAUUGCCGUGAAAGAAAUCACAUUGAAAACGAUCAGUGGAAUAGUUGAUAUUCUUUUAACUUGGUUCAAGGUCAGUCAUAUUUUAAAGUGCCAUCACUUGACAUCAGUCUUGUACGACCAGCAAUACUUUGAAGCGUUGUUUGAAUUUUUGAACAAUUGCUUCGACAAUAACAACAUUCAGAUUCGAAAGCUGGAAGUAGACGGUCCUGGAGUGACGUGGGUUUAUCAAAACCGGCUUUUGAAUCCUCAAAUUGAAAUUCCAGAUUUCAACUUUUUCACUGUUUGCCUUGAAAGACAAGUAGACAAUUACCAGUAUCUAUUCAUCAAUAAGGUGCCCUUGAGUGACAUUCCAUUUGAUAAGACCACCAAUGAACGAACAUUGGAAACUUUCAACUACAAUGCAUGCGCAGCUAUCGAUCACUUGCUUAGGAUUGCCGACGAGAUUCUCAUUGACAAUAUGAGCCAGCGAGUGUUUGUUCUCAACGAAUUGAAGCCUACCGACGUAUUAAAGGCAAUAGUUACCAACUACCAAAAUGACCGAAUCAUAACCUCGAUACUCAACAUUCUCAAAAAAUUGGUUCCAUACCAAGGACGAAAAUGGAAAGCAUCCAACAUGGAUAUCAUAUCGAUUAUAUACCUCAAAUGUGACCUAAGUCUUAAAGAUGACUGGCUCAGCGGAAAAGAUUUAGAGAGCGACUUCAACACUGCCUACGAACAAGAAAUUGCCCUUCGGGGACUUUUACAAUUUUUCAACAUGCGCCACUACCCCAAGCAGAUGGAGGAGUUGGGAUACGAUUUAUCAAAGGUUCCACGCCUUGACAUUGAAAUUGACGACACUUAUGUAUAG
This is a messenger RNA of Meyerozyma guilliermondii ATCC 6260, 2511 nucleotides long. RefSeq lists its product as uncharacterized. Gene Ontology annotation, cellular component: cytosol. The record is from RefSeq and is a predicted model, not a curated record. Gene Ontology annotation, biological process: cytoskeleton organization. NCBI's taxonomy places the organism in Eukaryota, Fungi, Ascomycota, Pichiomycetes, Serinales, Debaryomycetaceae. The transcript has a single exon. The coding region runs from base 1 to 2511 and encodes 836 amino acids.